UCUCAGACAGGCUCACUGUGUAGACCUGUUCCCUAUCGAUCGUUAAGCAAAAUUUUUGAUUCGAAAAACACUGAAGUGAACAAUAUCCGGAUUGUGUUCCAGGUUGAAUUUCUUGUGUAAUGAAUAUUUCAUUGUUGCUGAUCUUCCUACAACAAGUUCUUAUUGGAUUCGCCCAGAAUGGAGUUAUUCGACCUGUUCUCGGCCUGGAACCCCUAUACAAAGCCAACUGUCAGGUGGCCGUACAACUGAAUUCCGCAACUGGAGCCGGUUCGGAAGCUGGUGGCAUCGUUAUACCGUACCGUCCCCAAUGUCGUAGUGAUCGACCCGAACUGUUUGAGGCUCGACAGUGCAGUCAGCACGAUUGUUUCUGUGUGAAUGUGACUACCGGAGCAGUGUUUACCGGUACUCGCGCCAGCCCCUCAGAAGUUGGGGAUUGUUCAACUGCCCUAUACUCAGUUCUGUUGGCCAUACGCACGCCCGUUUUCAACUGGUCCUCCCCACUCGCACGUAAAUCAGAAGGCUACCGUUUGGAUGAUGAGGUGGUCUCCAGUUUGACCAAAGCACAAGAUGCCGAGCUACGUGACCGCAUCCGGUUCGGUCUAGAGGGUAUUCUGAAAUCGGUUGGUGGAUUUCAACGGGUUAUCAAUGUGAAGCAGCUAGUCACAGUAGCCCAACACUCACCGAGAGAUCCUCUUGCCGGUGGAUUGAUCUAUUACCGUGCUCAGGUUGUUUCUGUCGGUCAUUCGUCAGUACAGGAUCCGCAGGACCUCAUUCGACAUCGCCUCCAUGAGGGUCACAUUCCCAGUCUGGGUUACGUGGACCCCAGUGUGAGCCGGAUAGACUUGUUGGAGAGUGACGUUGAAGAUCCCACCAGUCUCAUUGUGACAGACACUGCCGUUCCUGACCCCAGCCCACCGAAUCCUUCCUCUACUCAACUACAGCCUGUCGUGGCACCUGCGGAACCCGUCCCCCAGGAUCUACAACAAUCCAAAUCGGUGAUUGUACGGAGUUCAGAUCCGUUCGCCCCCGCGCCGGUCAGAUCGCCGAGUGAAAAAAUUGAGCGCGAAUCGAGACAGUUGCCGAGCGACGAUGACAGUGAUCCACUCCUAUCGGGUGCCGUUGUAGCUCCACCUCCGCAAACCGACACUGGUGCGUGGUAUCACUCUUGGUUCGCGAAAUCUUCACCUGUGAAUUUGCUUCGACAACCUGGAGUCAUUGCAGGUAUUGUCGGAAGUGCCGUUGCCAUUCUGCUGCUCCUCAUCCUGUUCAUUCUGUUUUGCAUUUAUCGUCUGCGCAAAAAGGACGAAGGUUCUUACGCAUUGGAUGAAUCCAAGAAACUUCCGAAUAUGAACUAUCAUCGGACACCGACGCGGGAAUUUUAUGCUUAGUUACUAUUCGUCUCUGUUCUCUGCUUCCAUCGCCAGUCUAGUUCACCUAGCAUUGACCACUUGUGAUAUAUCAUUAUCUACAGUGCAAUAAUUGAUUAUUACGAAUUAUUACUAUUAUUACUUUCAUUAUCCUCAUUGUCGAUACUGCAAUCGUUCGAGCACAGCUGUUGUACAGAAUCGCGACUUAUCGCCCGUUGUCUGUUUGCUACGGGGUUGAUACAAUCAUGUCAUUUGUCUUAGUUUUGUCUCCCACCCCCCUCACCCCUGUUUUCGUCGUUUUCUAGGAUUCAGUGUAGUUUUUCACUGCUGUGGUUUCGGUUUUUUUUAAACUGUGGUUUUUAAUUUCCGACUGCGAUGUACAGAUGUGCAGAAUGACCGCCUGUGCACUACAUCAUGGACAACAAGCGCCUAGGAUAUGCUAGAAUUGAAUUUCUCUGUCGCUUCAAAUGCUGAAUCGUUUGCUGGUGCACAUUUCAGCUGAUCUCAGACGCAGUUGUUCUUUUUGUUUCAUUUUCUCGUCCUAUCAGUCGCCUUUUCAUGAUCCUUGCAUUUACCGCUACCAUUUGCCGGUUGUUUUAUCCACAACUUCCGAAGUUUGACUGUUACUUUUGUGAAUUACAUUUAUGUUUUCC
Molecule: messenger RNA, 2020 nt
Organism: Opisthorchis viverrini
Lineage: Eukaryota; Metazoa; Platyhelminthes; Trematoda; Opisthorchiida; Opisthorchiidae
Exons: 8
Coding region: 120-1388 (422 amino acids)
Biological process (GO): cell migration
Cellular component (GO): cell surface; membrane
Source: RefSeq, a predicted model, not a curated record